AGACGACGUCAACUAUCGAGAGUUUUACUCAGCCCUGAGCCAAACCGCGAUCUCAUGCAGUUCCCACGCCUCCUGUAAAACAAAAACCCCAAACUACUAUUCGCGGAAGUUUUCCGAUUUAGAGUACUUUACCACUCAGGUGUUGAAUUGUGGAUUUACCAGCUCGAAGGUAUUUAAUUGACUGGACAUAGAAUGUGGUAUGGCUGGAUUUAAGCCUGCUGUGGUAACUACAGAGGGAUCUUCCUAGUGCUUGUCUGUGUCCUCCUCAACCACCUCGACUCUGUAAUCACAGAGCUGCUCUCUGUGUAUUCAGUCCAUCCUGAGGGCAUGAUGGAUGUGACCUUCACUGCAUGCUAACUCUGCGAAAAAUACAAGGAGCAGCAUCAUUCAUUGAACAUUUCCUUCAAUCUCUUAAAAUCCUUUGACAACAUCAUCGAGAGGGACCGUGGAACAAACUCCACAAUUUUAGAUGCCUACAGAAAUUCAUCUCCAUUUUGUGUUUGGCAUCCAAUUCACGAGUACUAAUCACAAGGUCUACAAGAGAAUGAAUCUCAUUGAAGAUUGCUGCCAACCAAGGCUGCUUCGUUGCUCCAGCUCCUAUCUUGAUCUUUCUUGCUGCAGUACUGUAUCUCAUCUCUUACAAGUAUCCUGUGGGAGUGGAGCUAAUUUUCAAAACUAAUGAAAUCUGUUCAACCUACUGCGAAAAUGUUUUUGAAUAUGCCAACCUUCCUAUCUAUGCUGCAUCGCACUGUCUUUCAAUGAUUGAGGUUCAUGCUGAAACUUUGAAAAUACCGCAGCUACUUAACAUUAUCUCGGGAACACUCCCUUGGUGAAGAGAGCCGUGAUAUUUAUCACCACCUUCAAUGUAUCAGCACAGAUUUUGAUCAAUAGAAGAGAAGGUUAUCUGAAGGUCAAGACCAGCAAUCUUGCAAAAAGUUUUCUGAUCUCUUAUGUGCAUCUGAGACUUGGACUACUACAAUAAAGUGCAUGGGAGAAGUACCAAAGAUAUUACUUUCACUAAAUCCUCUGAGCUCACUGGAAGGAGAUGUGUACCAAUGUCAUUGUCCUUUCCCAAAUGAAAACGCCUUUGGGCAGGGGGGUGGCGUAGUUAUUCUCAGUCAAUGUGAGGCAGGGCAUGUUAGCUACAUGCAUGACACCAGACAUGGAAAGCAAACAUUUUAUUCCAAGUCCUGACAAGGGAGGAGUUUACCAAGUAGAGAGGGGAAAAAAAUCAAAUAUAUGAUCAUGGUUUCCUUAAAGGAGUGUAAAGUCUGCAUUGAUUCUUGGGAACCCGUUACCAAUGACCACUUAAAGUGAAGAGCAAUGAACAUUUCAACAAAAUACAGACCCAUUUGGGAUGGGAUGGUAUGGAGAUCCUUUAGCCGUGUUGAGUAUUCGGAAGUUUUGGGUGAGCAGUAGACAAGAGUGCAACUAUCCACCCACCAUGUCAGCCACUUUCUACAACAUCACACCUCAGUUCCUAGAAAACCAGAGUAGAAACAAUCUCAAUCUUCCAUCCCGAAGGAAUGGUUGAUAAGGCAGUUUUGAUGUAUAAUAAAAUUGAAACUAUCAUGGUGAUCAACUGCUGAAUAUACAGGACAAUUUACAAAGGUGGGUAAAUCACUGAGAACUAAGAGGAUCAGAGUAAAACAAAUCUGAAAGUUGGAUAGAGGGUAAGAGUUCCAAUCCCCAAAAUUUCAGUAGUGUUAUGAAUUGGUUAAGAUAGUGAAUGAUAAUUAAAUUGGUAAUUAAAUGGAUGAUAAUAACUAACUUUAGCAAAGAAAUAGAAUAGAAAUGGAUCUAAACAGAGAGCAUACAUUAAGAGUUAUUGUUAAUAGAGAGCGUUAGAGAGAAGCUAAAUACAAAAGAGAAGAUGAGAGAAGUAUAUGAUCUGCUAAUGCCCAAACAACAAGGACUACUUUUUUUGUUUAAACAACAUUACUUUCAAUGUCUCUGCUCAAUACCUGAGGGCCGCCCCCUUUACAUCCCACAAUUACCUUUCCUCCUCCCGUACGCACGCGCGUAACAGGGAGAGUGCGCGUGAGUACUAAGUACUUGCAUAGUCCAAAUGAACAGAACUCAGCAAUCUCCCAUCCUUUUUAUGUAUCUAUUAAAAAUGAAAUAUGAAGAAGAUUGAAAGACAAUUCGAAUGUCCAUUAGGAUAAGAGAAUUGGUUCUAACCCUUGAUGUUAAUACAGUUCUUAAGGUACCAGAUGCCUUCACUGUGCCUUUUAACAGCACAAGAGCUGGAGCUCCCUUCUUUGUGAGACAGUCUACUAGUUGUUGAUUUGUAGUUGACUAUAGCACGUGAUGAUUUUUUUGUGCAUGGAAACUUCUGUGAUGCUGCUUAUCUCUAGAUGAAGCCUCUUCUCUGUAACUGACUUGGUGGUUUGAUGGCAUAUACCAAAAAGUAGUUGGCUGUCACACAAGUUAUUUGUAGACAAAUUCUUUGGGUCACUAUGGAAAAGUUCAGAAUAGAGUGUGGCCAGAAAAACAAUAUUGUCAAUAUCUUCUGACAUUGCAAGGGUUUCUAAUAUCAGUAUGUUCAGGCUAAAUCCACACUAGACCGGAUAGUUUUGAAAAUGCCGAUUUCGUGUAAGAAUAAUAGGCAUACACACUAUGCGUUUUUGAAAAUAUCUGUAUCCACAUUGAAAUAGAGAUUUUGGCGAAUCUCCUCCUACUGCGCAUGCGCAAGACACAUCUACCGAAAACAAGCGACAUGUUUGGUGUCAAAUCUCGCUGUAAAAGUGCGCGUUUGUGUAGUUACAGAUUUGGAAAAACUUAGAACGAUGGACAGCUGUUGGCUUUCGCGCAGGAGAACUUAAAAGUAAAAAAAAACAAAUACUGGAGCAUACAGAGGCAACCGACAGGGAGUUCAUGGACAGAUUGACCCGGCUGAUGACAAACAUAGAAAAACUGACUAACUCUGGUGCAUUAAUAAAGCACCUUGUUAAGUGUAUAAAAUGUUUGCAUCAGUGUUAUCUUGUAUUUCCAUACAAUGUUAAAUUAGGCUGUUACAUAUCUAUUGUCAGAGAAGUACUUGCAUAAAUAGGUAAACCACUUUCAUACAAGCAAGGACAGAAAACAGGGCAAAGUGAGUAUACUUAUUUAUUCAGUAAGUUAUGGGUCAAAGUAUUUGGUGAGUACAUUUCUAACUCUUCUGAUUUCAGUCUCGUUGCCAUCUGUUCUGAAAUUUUUAGGUUGUGUUCAAGAAAAGAAUGAAAUAACGAGCUGCCGUCUGAUAGCGUUUUCAGAAGUCUCCACACUGAUCUGCCCGAGCAGUGUUUUCAAAAAUACCCACCCUGAAAAGUGUUUCUGAAAAGCUCCGGUUUUGGGGGCCGAAAACGCUACUUUAGUGUGGACGGAGGGUAAAAAUGAAGAGAAAAAGCUUCAGUUAUGGAUUUAUCCGGCGUAGUGUGGAUGUAGCCUCAGUACAACUCUUAAGAUCUUUUUUUGAUUGCCAAUAGAGAGGUGAAAAUCUUCCCUCUUCUUCCAUAAGUACAAUAAAAUGUCCCGUUUGAUUACCUCAGUCAGGAAGGUUUCCAAGUGAGGCGUCACUGAUGACAGUGAGCUUAAAUGAGCUAUCUUUUCCUAACUGUUGAAACUUCAGGGUGACUUUUUCAGAUUGAAUUCUGCGCAAUGUCUUGUUUGCCUCAUGUAAAGUUUGUACUACAACAUUUUUUUGUGCUGGACUCCAAGUAGCAGGCAUCAGACAUGAUGUCAGGUCUGCUCUACCUUGCCACACGUAGAAUUUGACCUAUCUUUGAUCUAAGUUGCUCAGAUUCAGCUUCACUGAGGGUUGCAUCUGUUGUGUGGCAUGUAAUUUCUUGUAGACACUGUCUUUUGGCCAAUAUCUAUAGCUUCUUCAAACUCUCCAUUAUUUCUCCAACUUCUGAUUUCAUCCUCUUUUGCAGAUUCAAGCAGCACCUCUUUUGUUACUAGGACAUCUUCAUCAUGAUAUUUCUCGGAUGGUCCAGCCUGAUGUAUACUUGAUUCAGUAUGAAGUCUGGCUACAGAUGACAAGUCGACCGACCCUGGAGUGCCAGCGACUGUGAAUGGUUCUUGGUAAUUCAAGAUGUACCAACUUUUGUUUCUCCAGUGGCUAUGCCUGCUCCUCCUAAGAUUUUAGCUUUGUAUGAGAUACCAGUGUCUGGGUCUACAAAUCUCAUAGUUUGUCCUGUUUCUAGACUGAACUUUCCACUGGUGAUCAUUUCUGUUCAGGCAAAUCUGUUGAGAGCCCCCAAAUGCACUGUCUUCAGCACUAUGUCUCUGUUACGUAACUCUAUUGUGUCCUUAGCUGCACUUUCCUCAUCCUUGUCUGUGCUAUGUGACCAUGUGCCAGGUAAGUGCUUUUGAGUUCUGCUGGUCUUCAGUUUGUGCUUUACAUAGUCUGAAAUGAGGCAUUUGUACCUCCAUGUCUCACGAAUACCACAACUCCAGGACCUUUCCAUUCUGUAUAGUCCGCUCUUUUGUAACACACUUUCUCCUCUGUGUCAUAUUUGUUAUUUGUAGGAUGUACCUGUGCCCCCAGUGCUCUUUGAAUUCUCUCUGAACACUCUGUUUCAGUGAAAGCCUUCCUUGAUGUAUGCAGUGCUGAAAUAUGUUUCCCAAUCCAUUCAAUCCUUGUAGUGCCCUCUAGAGCAGGUGGUCUGUCAACCCGUACAGGGGGAAGGUUUGGAUUCUGGCCAAGCACCAAUUGAUAUGGACUCUUGCCAUGUACGUUGUGCAUGGUAUUCUUUCCCAAUCACAGCCAUAGCUUUUCUUUUACCUUCAGCGUUAUUUCAGAAAGCAUUUGAUUGUGUCACUCCAGAAGGUCAAUACUCCAAGGACUAUAUGCUGCUGUUGUCUUUGUUUCAAUGUUAAAGUUCUCUGUGGUAUCUCUUGAGUUCAUCAUUAUUAAAUUCACUACCAUUAUCACUGAAUACUUUCUGAGGUGGGCCAUGAACACUUUAUUAUCUCCUGCACUGAAAUGUGUGAACUCAUCAAUGAUGUGGAAAUACCACACUCCUUGCUCCAGUUCAUGUAGGUCUGCAGCUGUUGUUUCAUUAAUUUCAGAUGCUAGUGGCAGACCAACCACAGGCUUGGGCCUGGGCUUUCCAAACUUUUGGCAUGUCUCAUAGAUGUCAAUUAUCUGCUUUAGAAUGGAAAAAUAAUUUGCAUCUUUGUUUCCUGAACUCCUGAGCAGUCUCCGAAGUUUAUCAAUUGAAGCGUGUCCAAACUGCUUAUGAAAUUUGAGCAACACUUUGCAUUUCUCAUCUAUGGUUAUGUUUUGUAUGGCAGUUCUUUAUUCUCACAUUGGAUCUCAGUAAAGUCUUUAUCUAGAAUGCUCACACAGUAAUGUUCAGAGCUCAAGAGACACUGGCUGUUGAAACAUCAUUGCUUGGUCCUUCUCCAUAUCCAGUACUGCUCCGGCUUUCUUUAGGGAGAUUUACUCAAGUGUAAUGGAAUAUUCACUGGUACCACCUCCAUUUCAAUGUAACAUUUUGUCUGCCCUAUUUCUACUGGAAUUUUCACUCUGGUGGAAUCUUUCCAUCUCCAAAUUUGAAUGCUUUGUUAUUAGAUUCAUCUGUGUUCACCAGUUUCUGCACUUCAUUCUGGUUUAGUUCACUUACAUAGCUUUCAAGCUAUUUCUGUCCACACACUAUGCAUGCUGUAUCAAUAACAGCAGAUCCUAGAGAUUCUAUGAUCAAAAUCUCUGCCUCAGACGUCUCUGUAUUAGUAAAUGAUUCCUUCACAAACAAUGUGAUAUGGCACUCUUCUAUAUCUUCAGAUUUAUUAUUUUCUUCAGUUAGCCAAACUUGUUCAGUUCUGUACAGACAGUUUCUUGCCCAGUGGUAAAUACUUUGACAUACCACACAUUUUGAUCUCCUACUGUACUUUACUGGAUUUGUGCCAGGUAAAGGUACCCUUGUCUGUUCCCUCUAGGAUCUACGCCUACUAUACUCUUCUGCCCAGUGAAAUAUGCCGUUUCCUGACUCAAUCUACUUCUGACAGUUGUCUUAGUGGACUUUUCUCCAAAAAUCCUCUUCAGUGCUGAUCUUGCAGAUGCAAAUGUAGGUUCUGUGCAUGCAGUUAACACUAGGUGUCUGUCCUUUAUUUCUAGACGUGCAGUAUCAAACAAUUUAAAAGCUAUCACAGUCAAACUUCACUAAUCUGACUACCUGUAAUCUGGUUCUUUCGAUAAUCCGGCACUGAUUUCAAAUUUUCUGCACAACUGUAAUUUCAAAUUUCCUGGGCCACCGUACCAAUCUGCUGCUCAUUGUUUUGGUUGUGCUAGAUCUGUUCAGGUGUUGGCGUGCUCUUGUAAGCACAGACAGGUGAUCCCUGCUUGUUUUCCUGCAUUUAUUAAUAUUAUUUGCAUUAGGCGUGGAUGCCUGGCACCUGCCAGCGUGGGGGGCUGGCCUUCUCACCCGCCUACCGGCAGUUGCGCACUGCCCUGCAGUGUAGCCCAGCCAGCGCUCUGUUCUCUUCUGCCUACGACCUCAGAUCAGACGUGGCGACCUGUUGAAUCUAAGCAUAUUGCUAAGCGGAGGAAAAGAAACUAACGAAGAUUCCCUUUUUUACCUGAAGCAGCUAUGAUUUUUCUGCUGCUGGACUGUUGAGUCAUCAGCCGGCUCCAUCCGUCUGCAGACGUUUCAUCCCCUAACCCGGAACAUCCUCAGGAUGGUGGGACAGCAGAAGGUGACCAAUCCUCUACCCCCAAUAGUCAGACAUCCAACUACUAUCGUCCCUAAAGCAGCUCUCUCUGCUGCUUGAGAUGUGGUGUUAACGGCUCUCUUCCUGGUUCUCCCUCGUAUCCCUGAAGUUGCCAGCAUCUUCCAACAUGACAUGGCAGGAAAUCCUCUUGUCCCCACUUCGACAGGGAAGUUCCACGUCUGCCAGCCUUGCCGUCUGCAGUCCGCCACCAGGUCUUCAUACCUCGCAAGCUUCCUCUCAUGGGCCUCUUGGCAUCGGGUCUCCCAUCUAUCACCACGAGCUUCUCUGCACUCUCUGACAGUAGUAGAACGUCUGGUCGAAGUGUGGCCUCUACUAUUGGUGGGAACACCAGCUUCUUUCCAAGAUCGACCUUCACCUCCCAGUCCUUUGUCAUGCUCAGCAUACCAUCUCUGUGCUUGUUUGUUGCUGCAGCAUGUUCUCCGGUCCUGACGAAGUUAAUGAAGUUUGUUUGGCUGUCCUUUUAGUGGCCCUUCUUCCUCGCUCUCUCCAAAGUGUGGGCGAGUGCUCUCAAAACCUGGUCACGUCUCCAUCUGUACCGCCCCUGGGAAAGGGCAGCCUGGCAUGAGGAAAGAAUAUGCUCGAGGUUAGCUGGUUUCUGGCACAGGUGGCACAUUGGGUCUUCUAUUAUUCCCCAGCUCCGCAGGUUUGUUGGAGUUGGUAGUACAUCGUACACAGCCCUCAGUAAGAACUGAGGUUGGAAAGAUGUAUAUUUCCAUACGUCAUCCCAUGUCAACACUCUCUGUUCUGCUUCCCACUUUGUCGAGGUCGCUUGACUCCCCAUUUCCACUGCUCGCACAUAUCUAGCUGCCUCCUGUUUCUUCCUUAUCCCCCACUGGACCAAGUGCCGUCUGUCCUUAGGGUUGGCCUCCCUCCACCUGGUUGUUGACUUACAUCCCAGGCCUUGACUGCCCUUACACACUCUUCCGACCACGUCUCUGUGGCAAAGUCGGGUCUCUGCUUCUUCUACUGCCCUUGCUGCCUUCCAUUUGCUCCCUGUCUGUAUCUCGACUCCUGCCUCACUGACCUUGUCCUUGGAGUCUUUCAGGGUCAUGACGAGGUGUGCUUUCCCUGCUUUAAAUUCCUCUGCAACCGAGGAGAGGGGCAACUGGAGCUUGGCUGACUUGCUGUAGAGCCCUGUUGAAGAGAAGCACCGCAGUACACCUAACCACCUUCUCAGAUACCGGUUAAUCUUCCUCUCCACACCCUCGAUCUUUGACAGGGCGAUGUCAUACAGCAUCAUUGGCCACAUUAGUCUGGUUAAGAGCCCAUGUUGGAAGAUGCGUGCCUUGAACAUUCCUGGUAAACCUGAUUUGUCGAUCUUUGCCAGCCUUUCUGUUGUUUGUCGCUCCAGGCGUCUGCUGUUGUUGACAUCCUUCAGGCUGUCAUCAUACCAUUUCCCUAGGCACUUGUUGGGGUUUCCUAUGAUAGACAGGAUUUCCUCAUCCUGGUGGAUCUUCAAGGUGAACUUCUGGGUAAGUUGGCCUUUCUUUAUCACCAAACACCUUGAUUUGGCAGGUUUAAAUUUAAUUUGCGCUCAUGCGGCUGUCUGGUCCAUUGCCUGGAGUACCCACCUGGCCUGGAUAUGUGUUGUGGUUGUAAUUGUAGGGUCAUCCAUGAAUCCUCUGCUUGGCGACUGUCUGAUAUUGGUGCUUGUCUUUGUCCUCUGGUCUCUCUUUUCCCAGAACAAGUAGAUCCAUGGCCAUGAUGAAGAGGACUACAGAUAUAGUGCAGCCAGUCACAGUACCCUUCUCUACUUGCUGCCAUGACGUUACGUAGUCCUGCACGCUGAACCUUGGGUGAAUCCCCUCGAAUUAGCUUGCCAGGAUCUUGGUGACCCUCUCUGGGAUAUGGUAGUGUUUCAGUGCUGUCUCAAUGAGCUUGUGAGGCAUUGUAUCAUAGGCAUUGGCUAAAUCUAACCACACAACUGUCAGGUUCCCUUUGGUUGCCUUGGUCUCCUAACAGCUGGGAUAUAACACUUGUGUGUUCCACACAUCCCGGGAAUCCAGGAAUCUCUUCCUUUUGCACUGCCGUACCUAUGUAUUGGUUUUCUACCAUGUAUGAUGUCAUUCUUCUUGCUAGAACAGCGAAGAAGAUUUUUUCCUUCGUUGAGGAGGGAAAUGGCUCUGAACUGCUUGAUCUCAGUUGAGUUUUCCUCUUUUGUCGCAAAACAUCCUUCAGCCACUUGCCAGCAAGGUGGUAUCUGGCCCUUCCUCCAGAUGGCUCUCAUCAGCCUCCACAUCCUCUUGAGAAGCUUUGGGUACUUCUUGUAGACUUUAUAUGUGAUCCCAUUGGGCCCGGGUGCUGAACCUGUCCUCGCUCUCUUACUACUUUCAGUGUUGGCUGUUUCUCAUCUAGUGGCUUCUGCGGCUGUUGCACUGGCUCAGUCCUGCUGUUUUCCCUCAGUGGCAGGUCUUGUCUUCCAUCUGAGUGUGUUUCCUGCAGGUAUGCCUCCACUUCCUCUCUUGGUUUUCCCAGUUUGCCUGAUCUUUCCCCUUCUCACACGCUUGCAGAAAAACAAUAAGGGUUUCUGAUGAAAGCAGCCCUUUUCCUAUUCUUCUCACGCUUGUUCUUCCUUAUCCUUUCCGCAUUUCAAAAUUCUUUAAGCCUCCUUCUCAGGUCUUGUCUCAACUGCCUCACCUUCUCUCUCUUCUACACUGCUUCUUCUGUACCUGUUGGAGACUGUUCUAAUUUCCUGUCAUGCUGGUUAUCUCCCUCUCUCGUCUGCCAGGCUGGUAAACUCUCUUCUCCUUUACCUUCUCCAUUACACCAAAUCAGUCUUCUCUGAUGGAGUACAGCAACCUGCACAUAUUCUCAAGCUUCUUCUCCACGGGUCCAAUGAGUAUAAUCUUCAAGAAGCCUGUCCAUGUCCUUGUUGAUUUUCUCCCACUCACCACUGUUCAUUGGGGGCCAUUUUAUUCUCUCCUUCCUCUCCUCUGGAAGUCUGACAUGGGUUUCCCUCGACCCAUCAGUUGAUCACUCCUGUGUUCCUGGGUUGAAGGUCCUCGGUACUUAUGGGGUUGUUCUUGACUGUGGUCCUCCACCGUCUCACCAGCCGUUGCUGUGCGUUCCUCCUGCCUCUCACCAGUCCUACAUUUGUAUUUCGCUUGGUGGAUUGUGAGUCCCCUGAGAUUCUUAGAGUUUGCCACAGUGGCAUCUUGGCCAUGUCAGGGUUGUUUCGGUCAAAGUUCGCUGUAUAUGCCGUGUCAUUUCUGUUUGGUACGUCCUGUUGUGUCUUUCAACAUCCCUCCCUCUCGGAAGACCCUGAGGGUAUCCUCUUGUUUCUGUACUCAUAGCUAGCGGGAGGUGCCUUUUUCCAAAGGCAUAAUGUUGGGGUGCUGGCCUCACAUGCCUCGACUCCAGUCUUUCCUGGAUGUUAUCUGUCUCUCCAGAAGUGACCUGUCUAUUCCUGGUUGUCAUUCGUUCUUUCCUGAAUGUCACUGGCACACCAGAUGAAGCAUUAUCAGGUGCUAUCAGUAACUGCAAGUGAAGAGGGAAGAGUCCAGCGCCGAAUCCCCGGCUGCCUGGCGGUCGCGUGAAAUGUGGCGUAUAGAAGACCUCCUUUCUCCAACUUCUGCUUCUGCUCACCCAGAUGUGCUGCCACCAACAUCAACAGUUUUUGAAGAAACCGUUGUGCCAGUUUCAGCUCCAGUUCCUGAUGCUUCACUCAUUCUUCAAGAUGAAGAUGUUGAUGAUCCUGACAACCCCACACUUGUAGACAAGUAACUUUGCCUGAAGGUGUAUUAAACAUCUCACUUAAGAAGCGGAAGUGCUCAACUGUUUUGUACAAGUUAAUUUCACUUGCUACUCAUUUAAUAUUUCUGUUUUAUUAUUAUCUAACUUGUACUGAUUUACAUGAUAUUUUAAAGGUAUGAUGAGGCAGUUAGCUAUUGCUUAAUGUGAUCCUUCCGUAAUUCGGCUUUUCACUAAUCUGGCAUGCCUCAGGUCCCAAUGGUACUGGAUUAUAGAAGGUCGACCUGUAUAGUGUCAGGAAGUUCUGUUUUGUAAUUGUGUGUGUAUUGUACUUUUGUUCAUAAUCAAUAAUACAAUCAGCCAUAUUUUUAGAAUUGUCUCUGAAAAUUUUGUGGAAGUCUGAAUAUGCCUCAUAAAUAUGAUCCUUUUCUUCCUUCAAAAAAAACCAGAGUCAAAUAUGUUUGCAGUAGCUUAUUCAUACUGUCAUCUCUGUUCAAGCUUUCCACCGAAACUCCCAUCACGGUCUCAAAACAAGUCAAGGCUUGUUUUGCCUUCUCCAGUUCCCCACCAUGAGUCCAUAUUCCAAUUUCAUUCUUCCAGCUUUCUUAAGGCUUGCUCUCAUCAAAUGCCGGUGGGAUCCUAUAAUAGGGAACCAGCCUCUGCUACCGCUGUUAAUGCCCAAACAACUAGGACACGUUUUUCUUUUGUUUAAGCAACUUUACUUACAACAUCUCUGUUCAAUACCUGAGUUCCGCUACCUUUACACCCCCCAUGAUCAAAGAGUCUGGUCCGAGGUAAGACAAAGUUUUAAAAAAAAAUCUCUGGAGAGAAAUAAAAUGAAAUACAGAGAACAAGUUUGCCUAUAAAGGCAAUAAAGAAGACUAAGAGGAGGUAUGAUGAUGGCUGCUAUAAGGUGUGUUGACUAUAGGAUGUUUGCAGGCAAAUAAUUUGGGUCUAUUAGUGAAGAAAAAUAAGGAUAAAUGUUCUGAUCGGUCUGAUGAGAGAAUUCUGGAUUUAGUGUGCUACAGUGUUUAUACAUUUGAAAGUAUAAACAAAGGGAAGGAACAUUGAUGGCAAAUGAAUACAGAAGUAAGCAUUGUCAGCCAAUAAAGGUGUUUGUCUAUUACUUCCUACUGAAUUAUCAAAUUGGUAUUUGGAUCACUACUGAAGAUUAUUAAUGCCAUUCCAUAUCUCCAACACAUCAGAUAUUUACCUUGGAGCUGCCAAUCACUCUGGUAAAAUUCCAGGAUAGCUCUAUAGUAACACUUUAUCUACUAGUGGAAAAAUAAAAUGUGAAGUGUCUCAUCUUUGCAGUGAAUAAAAUGCAUUAGCCAUGCAUUACAUUUGUUUGCCUGAAGACGUUCGGGGCCUUUAUUAACUGGGAAAGCAGCUGUAGCCUCAUUAAUUGAUCAGACUGUUGAAGUCUAAAUCAGUGGCUAUUAGUAUAUUCAAUUCAAUUGUUAAAUAAUGUACAGAAAGCAAACUUAAGAGUCAAAGAAGGAAUGGAUUAAGCAAAAGAUUAAAAAGACAAAUAAAAUAUUUCCUUUCAUAUCUUCACCGAUAAUCUGAAGGAGUGAGACUUCACAGCUGUUACAUUUUAUUUUCAUUGUUACAUAGGUUUUUCAGAAUCAUCCCACUCUUAAAAAUGUACUUUCACUAGAAUGGCAAGCUCCAAUUUUUUUUCCUGUGUAGAUGAUCCAUUUCAGCGUGUUUACAUUAGGCAAAUGUAUGAAAUUGGUUCCAAUGUAGUUUCUGACGUAUUGCAAGUUCAUAAUUGGAUGAUCUAAUACAGACCUAAUGGAAAUAAAGAGGCCAGCACCUUGCUAGAGGCUGGAGACUUUGUAGUGGAAGACAAUUUGUAAUUUAAACUUUAGAGAUGCAUAUGCAGACCAAAUCAAUGUUGAUCACUGGAAGGUGUCCUCCACACCAAAGUGAGCCAAAAUUUGCUGCUAGAAAUCUCAAGUGCUGAAAGUGGCUGAUUUGCACCUAUGUUGCAAAAAAGAUGCAAUGCAGGAAAAAACAAAUGUAGCUUCAGAAAAUAUUUCACAAGUGGAAUGGAUAUUCAACGGAUUGUCACUUAAGUUUGGAAAUGUGUAACUAGGAUCUUUACAGCUAUCAAUGGAUUUGGAAUGCAGAUUAGUAAGGACUAAUGGGGAAAUUAAGAAAAAACAUUUUCACCCAGUGUGUGGUUUGAGUUUGGAACUUGCUGCCUGAGAUAAAAACUUUCAUUGUGUUGAAAAUGUACAUGGUUAUGUAGUUGAAGACCUGUGACAAGCAGAGCAGUAGACAUGGAGGAUGGUGGGAUUAAGUUGGAUAGUUCUUUUUCCCCCCAACACUGACAUUUAAAUUGGCUAAAUUGCUUCCGAUUUUCCUUUCUAUGAUUCUGCAGUUGAGUUAAAGAAAAGGUGUGUCCUAACUGAAUGUUGAAAGAAGUAUGAUGUAUUCCUGAAGCCAUGUUAUGAACAUUUCUUGGAGACCAACCAGGCCAAUUUUCCUUCAGAGGAUACAGGUGACAAUCAUUCUGUCAAUCUGGCUAUUAUUAGACCCUAGUUUCUGUUGGUCUGGGCACAGACAGUUGUACAUAGAACAGUACAACACUAGAACAGGCCUUUUGGCUCACAAUAUCUGUGCUGUACAUAAUGCCAAAUUAAACUCAUUUUCUUCUGCCUGUACGUGAUCCACAUUCCUUGCAUAUUCAUGUGUUACUCAACAGCUGCUUAAGCACUAUUCGUAUCUGUUUCCACCACUCCACUGGCAGCUCAUCCCAGGAAAAAGACACAACCACUGUGUUUAUUUUUUAAAAAUUGACCUGACACAUAACCUUUAAUCUUUUCCCCUUCUUAAGUUAAAUACUGUACAUGUCCCCUGGUGCUUAAUGUUUUUACUAUGGGAGAGAAGUUUCUUACUGUCCAUCCUAACUAUUUCUUCAUAACAUUGGACAACAAAUUUUUUCAAAAGUGUUGCUUCAUCAGAAUUUUUUUUGUUUAUGAUAGACUACUUGAAGAUGAACACAAUAAUUUCAGACUACUUGUAUCACAUAGGAAUUUGGAGGAACAACAAAUUAACUUUUAUUCAAUAUAAUGGUAUGAGUAUGAUACCUAGUUGGUUUCAUCCAGGAACACAGUCACAUUGCCACCAACACACAAUUCAAGAAGUGAGCUGGUAAACUGUGGACAUACGAAAACAGAACCUCCCUCAACAGGGAACCUCUCGAUUACAUCUUCGUAAGAACAAAAUGGCGUAAUUGUGUGAUCAACACAGAAGCCUACAGUACCUUCAGCUUGGUCAGUUCUGACCAGAGUAGUGUCAAUGCAACUGAGACUGAGCCUGCUGCAACCCAAAGCCACAGGUCCCAAGGAGAAGAUAGACUGGAAGGCAUUCUCCUCACAACCUCUACUUCAAGCCCAGUACACUGUGGAAGAGAGAAAUCACUUCGGCCCACUGGAGAGGGAGGAGGAAGAGACUGCCACCGACCGCUAUCAACGGCUCAUAGACACACACAGAGUUGCAACAAAGAGUCUGCUUACUGUGAAGCGAAUGAAGAAGAGCCAGAUCUGGAAACAUCCUGACAUCGUCGCAGCAAGAAGUGUGCUCAAUGCUUGUCAUGCCGAACUUGGAAGGAGCGAAACAGAAGAGCUAAGAGACAAAUUCAAGACAGCAAAGAAGAAUCUCUUUGCCACCUACGACCGACUGAAGGAAGAGGAACAAGCUGAGAGGAUUAGAGGGGUAGAGGCUGCUAAUGAAGACAAGCAGCAUGGAGAAGCAUGGCACCUAGUCAACGAGAUCAGACACAAAUAAGUGGUAAACCAGCAGGGGACUGUGUCCAGACAUGGUUUACUCACUUCAAGAACCUGCUGGGAAGCCCUCCAACAAUCACGGAAGAAGAAGAGGACAUACCCAUGAUAGUGAUGCAAGUCGACAUCGAUGACGGCCCAUUCACCACAGAGGAACUGAAGAAGGCCAAAUAUGCACUCAAACAGGGCAGGAGCGCUGGACCAGAUGGGAUACCACCCGAUGUCCUGAAGAACUGCGAUCUGGACGACAUCUUGCUGGACAUAUGUAAUACGGCACUGAUGAAAGGUGACAAACCAGAACGGUGGUCACUCUCAAACAUCAUCCCUGCCCCCAAGUCUGGAUCCUUCACAAAGACAGACUACCGUGGUAUCAGCUUGACCAACAUCUUAGCAAAGCUAUAGAAUCGGAUGAUCUUGAACAGGAUUCACACCGCCAUUCACCCUAAGCUGAGAUUCAAUCAGAAUGGUUUUCAGCAGAAGUGCACAACAGUAAUGCAAAUACUUGCUCUCCGUAGAAUCAUCAAGAAAGUCAAGAAGAACAACCUACCAGCCGUGCUUACUUUCAUCGAUUUUCGCAAAGCUUUUGACUCCAUUCACCGAGGUGAAAUGCUGAAGAUCCUGAAAGCUUACGAAGUUCCAGACCAUCUGCUGAGAACAAUAGAGUCAAGCUAUACCGAGACCAUGGCGGAAGUUGUAUCACCAGAUGGAGAAAUAGCAGUGUUUGAGCUCCUAGCUGCUGUGCUGCAAGGAGACACUCUGGCACCCUACAUCUUUAUAAUCGUCCUUGAUUACGCUCUACGUCAAGCUACCAAAGUUCAUGACAAGCUUGGUUUUACCAUAAAACCAGCACGAACCGAAAGGAUCAGACCAGUUAUGCUCACAGAUCUCGAUUUUGCAGAAGGCAUAGUCCUGCUCUCUGACCAGAUGGAGGAAGCACAGCAGCUACUGACAAAAGUGGAAAUUGAGUGCAAUAAAGUUGGACUUCACCUAAAUGCUAAAAAGACAGAGUACAUGGCAUUCAAUUGCAAUGAAGGUAUUCUCAAGACUGUAAAGAAUGAUACCAUUAAGAAAGUCUUAGACUUCAAGUACCUCGGGUCAAGAAUGCUGAGUUUGAAGAAGGACAUAAAGAUACGGAAGGUGUUGGCGUGGAGCGGUAUGAACGAUAUGAAGGAAAUCUGGAGUUCGAACCUGACCAGAGGACUCAAAAAGAGGAUCUUCCUAGCAGUCAUAGUCCAUUCUCACGUACGGAUGCGAGACGUGGACACUCACCAAGACCAUGCGAAAGUCACUAGAUGGUUGCUAUACACAAAUGCUCCGGAUGGCUCUUGAUGUGAGUUGGCAACAGCACAUGACGAACGUCGAGCUCUAUGACGACUUACCGAUGCUCACUACUGAAAUCGAGGCGAGAAGACUGCACCUAACAGGGCACUGUCUACGCCACCCUGAGCUACCUGCCAGCCUAGUCAUCACAUGGGAGCCCAAGCAUGGGAGGAUGAACGCUGGGCACCCUCCCAAGACUUUGGUCAACACGGUCCUAGAAGAUAGCAGAGUGGCUAAUGUAGAUGAAGUGAACACACUGAUGAGGGAGAGGGAGGAGUGGAAAGUCCAUCAUCGUGCCCGAUGCUGGCCCCCUAGGCCUGAGUCGACGUAGUGAGUGGGAAUAUAAUGUGUUUAAUUGCAUAAUGGUGCUGAUGCUUUGCAAUAGUUCAACUAAAUUAAAAAUAUUUUGUUAAUGAUUUUCAUUUGUACUCAGUGUAUGAGGCUUCUCGCUUAACUGUUCAACAAUAAUUUGCCAGCAUUGAUGGAUUCCAGUUGCCCUGGUAUCUUUUCUCCAUGACCGCAAUGUCUUGGUGAAACCUUUCACCAUGCUCGUCACUAACAGCACCAAGACUUGCAGUCUAAGAAGUCUAAAUGGGAAUGCAGAAAAUGAAUCUUUCGUGACAUGUUGCAUUUCAUUGUUUUAUAUGCUUGAAGCAUGCUCUCAACCAGCUGUAUGUAGAUUGGUGCUCUGUAGAUGCCGAGAAAAAUUUCAACAACUUCCUUGAACUUGCCUUACAUGUGAUUUUCUCCAGUCUCACUAGAAAUUCUUCAAAUUGCCUAUCAUUGAUGACCUGUUUGAUUUGUGGACCAACAAAAAUACUUUCCUUAAUCUUGGCAUCAGUUAUUCUGGGAAGCAUCUGUCUCAAAUUUCAAAAUCCUUCAUAGAAAUGUUUGUGCCUGGUGAUAGCAAAUUCCAUCCUUACAGUCCUGAACCCAAUAAUUAUUACUAAAACCUGUCCUGCCAUGCAGCAGCCGUGCUGCCUAAGCAUGCCUGGACAAGAUAGGAAACUUCCCAGCUUACAUUGCAGGCAACAUUUUAAUUGACUUCAAUUAUGAAUUGAAAUAAUAGAAGUGAUUUCAAAAAACGGUGCAUGAUAGGGAAACUUCAAGGUGAUUUUCAUGAUCAGUAACCCAAAAUUCAUAAGAUACACCUGAAGGUAUUCAGGAAGCAAAAUCUUUGUUGUCCAGUGUAAUUGUAUAAACUUCUGUCUGGUCUCCCCUCAGCCUCUGAUGCUCCAGAGAAAACAACACAAGUUUGUCCAACCUCUCCUUAUAGUUCAUGCCCUCUAAAUUAGGCAGCACCUUGGUAAACCACUUGUGCACCCUUUCCAAAGCAUCUACCUCUUUCUAUCUCACCCCUCACUUUCAGGGAGCUAUGGGCUUGCAGCCCAAGAAAUUUAUUUACCAUUAAUCCCUUUAAAUGCUUGAUCUUUUGUGGUUAAUCAAUGUAGACUUCCCACUUUUUUAAAAUUAAGCUUAAGCAAUUACACACAAGAAAUGUUUAUUGAGUUAUUCUCUAGGUCCAAUAAAGUGUCCAUAAACUGUGAUUUACCAGCACAAAUAAUUGCAUGCAGAAUUCCAAUGUUUACUUAGCUGGAUUAUCAAAACUAGUCUAAGGAAACAAUUAUUUUAACAUAAACAGAGCCUAACACAAUAUCUAAUUGUUUACGCUGGUCUAAAUUUCCUAAUUAGCUUAGAAGGAAGAUUCAAUAUAUUUGCACCAUAUUCAAGCAACACACAUAAAAUGCUGGAGGAACUCAGCAG
Molecule: messenger RNA, 17285 nt
Organism: Hypanus sabinus (Atlantic stingray)
Lineage: Eukaryota; Metazoa; Chordata; Chondrichthyes; Myliobatiformes; Dasyatidae
Exons: 3
Coding region: 14610-15530 (306 amino acids)
Source: RefSeq, a predicted model, not a curated record